GAAGCUCCAAGCACCUUGAUAUUUACCUGGUCGCCUGGCGUGCUUCUCAAUUCCUUGUCGAAACACAAGCAGAUAGCUAUAUUGUUCCUCAGUAACUUGUAAGCAAGACAAUGGCGACACGGAACGACCGUUACAACAAGCUCUCGCCGCAGGAGCGCCGUGCUGGCGAAUCGGCUCUCAGCGACUUUGCCGACUACGUCCAAAAGCAACAGGCCAAACGUCGCCAUCCCCAGGACCAGGAGCCAGCAAACGGCACUCAGCCUGCCGCCGCGACCGAAGAGCAUGCUGAGCUCGACAUUCUCGACUCUCUCAACCUCAGUGACGAACCCACCAAUGCCCGACUAAAACACCUCUUCCUUGACAAGUCUGACGAUGUUGACGAGAGUAUAAGCACGCUUGCAGGUCUCGUCAACGGCCGUCUGGAGGAUGGCCAUGGAGAGGCCAUGUUCGAUCUUGGUCUGGAGGACAACGGCGACUCGAUGGGCUUUGACAAGGAAGACUGGGACUUUGCCCUGGCAAGACUACACAUCAUCACCGAAUCAUUAGGCGCCGACUACCGUUUACUGAUGACCAAAAAUGUUGGAGGCGAGGCCGAAGUCGAUGUUAGUCCCAAAGAGAAGGCAUGCAGUGGAAAGUUGAUGAUCAGGCGGCGGCCGAGCUCGGUUGAUAAUGUCAUCGAGACGCGAAUAGCUGUCGUCGGCAACGUUGAUGCUGGAAAGAGCACCAUGCUUGGCGUCCUGGUCAAAGGUGGACUUGACGACGGGCGUGGAAAGGCGCGUGUCAACCUGUUCCGUCACAAGCACGAGAUUGAAAGUGGAAGGACAAGUUCGGUGGGUAUGGAAAUCAUGGGCUUCGACAGCAAGGGUGAGGUCGUCAUGGCUCAAACUGCCGGUCGCAAGUUGUCCUGGGAGGAGAUUGGCAACAGAUCGGCCAAAGUUAUUGGCUUCACCGAUCUAGCUGGCCACGAACGCUACUUGCGCACCACCGUCUUCGGUAUGCUCAGCAGCGAACCCAACUACUGUCUGCUCAUGGUCGCUGCGAACAACGGCCUGAUUGGCAUGAGCAAAGAGCAUCUCGGAAUCGCUCUCGCCCUCAACGUACCAGUCAUGGUCUGCAUCACCAAAAUCGACAUCUGCCCGCCGCAGAUUCUCCAACAAACCAUCACCCAGUUGACCAAGAUUCUGAAAUCGCCCGGUGCUCGGAAAAUCCCCAUCUUCAUCAAGAACAAGGAGGAGUGCAUCAACACUGCUACUCAGUUCAUCAGCCAGCGUAUCUGCCCCGUCUUCCAAGUCUCCAACGUGACCGGAGACUCCCUCGACCUCGUCCGCAUGUUCCUUAACAUCAUCCCUCACCACGGCCACUAUGAUGCCGAGGCCCCCUUCGAGUUCCACAUCAACGACACCUUCUCAGUACCCUUCGUCGGCACAGUAGUGUCAGGAGUGGUCAAAUCUGGCGUAGUCCACGCAGGCGACACCAUACUGGUUGGACCCGACGGACUCGGCAACUUCACAACGACCAGUAUCAGAAGCAUCGAGCGCAAGCGAAUAGGCGUUCCCGCAUGUAGCGCGGGUCAAAGUGCUAGUUUCGCGCUGAAAAAGGUGCGCAGAAAGGACGUACGCAAAGGUAUGGUAUGCCUUCUCAAAAACGACGACCUACCGCCGAAAGUCCAUCGCGAAUUCGUCGCCGAAGUGCUCAUUCUCAGUCACGCGACCACCAUCAAGACGAAAUACCAGGCUAUGCUGCAUGUGGGCCCAAUCUCUCAAACGUGUGCUAUCAUCGACAUCGAUAGAGCGUACAUCCGAACUGGCGAUCGUGCUACCGUGGCUUUUCGCUUUGUACAGAGACCAGAGUUCCUGUCUGUCGGCGACCGCAUACUCUUCAGAGAAGGAAGGACGAAAGGUCUUGGUAUUGUCAAGGCUGUUGGCUAUGACCCUAGCAAACCGCUCAACCCUGACGCUGGUAAGCAGAAGGCUGUCGCUAGCGCUGCUGUGGAUGCUACUCCCGCUGCUGCUCCGCCCACUGCUACUGUGUAAAGAUACAAUCUUUCACCAUGCAGGCUGGGUCGCAACAACAUCGUCUAAUUUGAUGAUGCACAUAUUGGCAGAUUUGGCAUUGCGGGACUUUCAGGCGCGUAACGGUCGCUUGCAAAGGCGUAGGAGGUGUACAUUCUCUAUUAUCACAUCAUUGUUCCUAGCUUCUAGAUGACAUGUGUAUAUGAAUCAAACGAUCACUACUUCCCGAGAUCAUAUUCUGGCUAGCA
This is a messenger RNA of Aureobasidium subglaciale EXF-2481, 2260 nucleotides long. RefSeq lists its product as uncharacterized. Gene Ontology annotation, molecular function: translation elongation factor activity; GTPase activity; GTP binding. Lineage: Eukaryota; Fungi; Ascomycota; Dothideomycetes; Dothideales; Saccotheciaceae. The record is from RefSeq and is a predicted model, not a curated record. The coding region runs from base 111 to 2033 and encodes 640 amino acids. The transcript has 4 exons. Gene Ontology annotation, biological process: translational elongation.